AUGGAAGAUGAUUAUUUAUUUAUGGAUAAGAGUUAUAAUGAUGGUGAUGUUGAAAUAGAAUUCGAUGAUGUGCCUGAAAAUAUAACAGAAGAUGAAUGUGAUGAACUUUGUAUAGUAUCAGAUAAUGAAAAUGUUAAAGUUCAUAAAAGUUUAGUUGCUCUUGUUACUGGUGGUGCAUCAGGAUUUGGUCUCGCAACUGCUGAAAGAUUUAUUAAACAAGGUGCAAGAGUUGUCUUAUGUGACUUGAAAACUUCUAAUGGGGAAAAUGUAUCACGUAGAUUUGGUGAAAAUUGUGUAUUUGUUCCAGCUGAUGUUACAUUGGAAGCUGAUGUCAAGAAUGCUCUGAAUGUAAUUACUGACAAAUUUCAGAAACUUGAUUUGGUGGUUAAUUGUGCUGGCACUAAUGUGUUGUGUAAGACGUAUGACUUUUCAAAUAAGGUGCCUCACAGCUUAGAAAAAUUUACUAAUAUGAUCCAAGUGAACACAUUUGGUACAUUUAAUGUAAUUAGACUAGCUGCUGGCCUGAUGUCCAAAAAUGUGGCUGAUGAAGAUGGACAGAAAGGUGUAAUAGUUAACCUAACUAGCUCCCAUGCUUUUGAAGGCAGUGUAGGUCAUGUUGCAUUUGCUGCAAGUAGUGGAUGUAUUGUUUCAAUGACAUUGCCCAUUGCUCGUGAUCUUGCAUCUGAAGGAAUCCGUUGCUGUGCUAUAGCAACAGGUUUGUUUGAUAUUCCAUAUUUUAGAUCACUACCUGAAAAAUAUCGUCGUUUCAUGCCAUCAGUAGUUCCAUUUCCUUCAGGUUUAGGGAGUCCAGAUGAAUUUGCACAUCUUGUACAGACAGUUUUAGAGAAUAAAAUGCUAAAUGGUGAAAUAAUUAGAUUAGAUGCUGCAUUACGAAAUGAAUUAUAAAAAUUUAUGCUGCAUUAAGAAAAAAGUUGUGGCAAUUUUUUUUUAUUUCUUAUUAAAAAAUAAAAAUUGUGAUUAUGAUGCUUGUGUUUCAAUUGUAAGCAUUUUGUAGCUAAGUAAAUUCUUUGCUAAAUAAAUUGUUUUAUUAAAAUAAAAA
This is a messenger RNA of Stegodyphus dumicola, 1060 nucleotides long. Its product is annotated as 3-hydroxyacyl-CoA dehydrogenase type-2-like. Gene Ontology annotation, biological process: fatty acid metabolic process; estrogen metabolic process; androgen metabolic process. Gene Ontology annotation, cellular component: mitochondrion. Lineage: Eukaryota; Metazoa; Arthropoda; Arachnida; Araneae; Eresidae. The record is from RefSeq and is a predicted model, not a curated record. Gene Ontology annotation, molecular function: estradiol 17-beta-dehydrogenase [NAD(P)+] activity.